AGCCCGGCGCUCCCGGCCCCGCCGCCGCCGCACCGCGCCCCGCAGGAGAAGCGGAACCGGGCCCAGCGGCCGAAGCGGCCCGCGAGGCGCGGGAGGCAUGAAGUUGGGCGCGCACGGGCCUCGGAGCCGGGGGGAGCCGGGAGCCGCCCGCAUCUAGAGCCCGCGAGGUGCGUGCGCCAUGGAGCUCGGGGGCCCCGGGGCGCCGCGGCUGCUGCCCCCGCUGCUGCUGCUUCUGGGGACCGGCCUCCUGCGUGCCAGCAGCCAUGUGGAGACCCGGGCCCACGCUGAGGAGCGGCUCCUGAAGAAACUCUUCUCCGGUUACAACAAGUGGUCCCGACCCGUGGCCAACAUCUCGGACGUGGUCCUUGUCCGCUUCGGCUUGUCCAUUGCUCAGCUCAUUGACGUGGACGAGAAGAACCAGAUGAUGACCACGAACGUAUGGGUGAAGCAGGAGUGGCAUGACUACAAGCUGCGCUGGGACCCAGCUGACUACGAGAACGUCACCUCCAUCCGCAUCCCCUCCGAGCUCAUCUGGCGGCCGGACAUCGUCCUCUACAACAAUGCUGAUGGGGACUUCGCAGUCACCCACCUGACCAAGGCCCACCUGUUCCAUGACGGGCGGGUGCAGUGGACGCCCCCGGCCAUCUACAAGAGCUCCUGCAGCAUCGAUGUCACCUUCUUCCCCUUCGACCAGCAGAACUGCACCAUGAAAUUCGGCUCCUGGACCUACGACAAGGCCAAGAUCGACCUGGUGAAUAUGCACAGCCGCGUGGACCAGCUGGACUUCUGGGAGAGCGGCGAGUGGGUCAUCGUGGACGCCGUGGGCACCUACAACACCAGGAAGUAUGAGUGCUGUGCUGAGAUCUACCCAGACAUCACCUACGCCUUCGUCAUCCGGCGGCUGCCGCUCUUCUACACCAUCAAUCUCAUCAUUCCCUGCCUGCUCAUCUCCUGCCUCACUGUGCUGGUCUUCUACCUGCCCUCCGAGUGCGGCGAGAAGAUCACGCUGUGCAUCUCCGUGCUGCUGUCGCUCACCGUCUUCCUGCUGCUCAUCACCGAGAUCAUCCCGUCCACCUCGCUGGUCAUCCCACUCAUCGGCGAGUACCUGCUGUUCACCAUGAUCUUCGUCACCCUGUCCAUCGUCAUCACGGUCUUCGUGCUCAACGUGCACCACCGCUCGCCGCGCACGCACACCAUGCCCGCCUGGGUACGCAGAGUCUUCCUGGACAUCGUGCCGCGCCUGCUCCUCAUGAAGCGGCCGUCCGUGGUCAAGGACAAUUGCCGGCGACUCAUUGAGUCCAUGCACAAGAUGGCCAGUGCCCCGCGCUUCUGGCCCGAGCCGGAGGGGGAGCCUGCUGCCACAAGCGGCACCCAGAGCCGGCACCCGCCCUCGCCGUCCUUCUGUGUCCCCCUGGAUGUGCCGGCUGAGUCUGGGCCUGCCUGCAAGUCGCCCUCCGACCAACUCCCCGCUCUGCAGCCCCCGGAAGCUGAGAAAGCCAGUCCCCACCCCUCGCCUGGACCCUACCGCCCACCCCACAGCACCCAGGCACCAGGGCUGGCCAAAGCCAGGUCCCUCAGCGUCCAGCACAUGUCCAGCCCUGGAGAAGCGGUGGAAGGUGGUGUCCGGUGCCGGUCUCGGAGCAUCCAGUACUGCGUUCCCCGAGACAAUGCCGCCCCCGAGGCGGACGGCCAGGUUGCCGGCGCCCUGGCCUCUCGCAAGACCCACUCGGCUGAGCUCCCGCCCCCAGACCAGCCCUCUCCGCACAAAUGCACCUGCGGGAAGGAGCCCCCUUCCGUGUCCCCGAGCGCCACGCUCAAGGCCCGCGGCACCAAAGCACCGCCCCGGCACCUGCCCCUGUCGCCGGCCCUGACCCGGGCGGUGGAGGGUGUCCAGUACAUCGCGGACCACCUGAAGGCGGAAGACGCAGACUUCUCGGUGAAGGAGGACUGGAAGUACGUGGCCAUGGUCAUCGACCGCAUCUUCCUCUGGAUGUUCAUCAUCGUUUGCCUGCUGGGGACCGUGGGCCUCUUCCUGCCGCCCUGGCUGGCUGGCAUGAUCUAGGAAGGGACCAGGAGCCUGCGUGGCCUGCGGCUGCAGCACAUGGGGUCAGCGUCCAUGCGGCCGGCCUGGGGCCGGGCUGGCUCCUCCCUGGACUCUGCAGGGCCACACGUUUGCCACAUUAUCCUUCCUGUUCUGUGUCUGCUGUAAGACGGCCUUGGACAGGGACACAGCCUCUGGGGAGACUGAGUGCGGAGCUGCUUCCAGCUGGGCUGAGGCCCCAGGAGGCAGCGGCUUGGAGCAGCGGCUUCUACCUGCAGGACUCGGGUUAGGUCCAGUGCAAGAGUCUCCUGAGCUUCCCUGCAGGUGGGACUCCCUCCUCCCGGUCUCUCAGCAGACCCGGUGAUGGUCCCGACCGCCCCAAGGGGCCCUUGAAGGGACUUCAUGCUCCUUCUGCCCCAAGUGUCCCGUCUUCUGGAGGCCUGACCACCUCUCCCACCCACCGCAUCCUGCACCUGUGUGGGCCUCAGUUUCUCCCCGACGGUCCUCGGGCCUCGCUGGCCCCAUAAGCGUGAGCCAGCGGCGCUCCAAUCUCCUUCACUAGGAGUGGGUCCAGGCAGGGAUUGUGUUCGGCUGUGUUUUGGGUAAGUUAGAACUCAAGUCUUGUGCCUGAGGACCCUUGGAGAACAGAGCUUUGUGGAGCUGGUCCCGCGUGGGGAGAAUCGGGUGGCAGGCCCUCCACGGGGGACAGGAGCACCCAGCCCCAGAGAGUCCCGAGACCAGGGCUCUGCCUUCCCAGUGUGGGGCCAGGGCUCUGUGGCAGGUGGCCAGGGCUCCACGGGGGCCUAGUGGCUCUGGCCCCGGGAUUACUUCUGUGUUGUGAUUUCCCAGGGCUGGGAGGGUCCCGAAUGGAGCCCAGACCCGGGCCCUGGUUCCCCCAGGACCCUGAGGGUUUCUACCUUGGUGCACAGCCCGGGAGAUCCGCCCAGGGCUCUGGGUUUGGGAAGAAGGAUUUCCCAUCACAGUAGCCUUGGGGAGUUGGUGGGGGCAUCCCUGAGAACCUCCACCCGGGAGAUGCUGGGACCCUCGGGGCAGGAAGCUCCCGAGAAACCUCAUGGGGGUCAAGGAGCCCUGGGGUUUCCACACAGGCCUGUGCCCUCCAUCCUGGCAGGGCAAGCAGAGCUAAGCAGGGCCUCACCCCUGCAGGCGGUACCCAGAGGUGGGGGAGGCCUGAAGUGUCUCCAGGCAUGACCCUGGAGCCUGGCAGUGCACCUCCUGAAGACGGCGCACCUGGCAGGCCCCCAGGGUCCCCAGGGGCACACUUCCCCCGGGGGGUGGGCACAGGCUGCCCCACCCCUCCAUGAUUCUAAGGGCUCAGAGGGGCGGGGCCAGGACGGCGUGUCCCUUGCCUGCGAGUGACGUUGGUUCAGGAAGGCAGUCAGGAAACCUCCCACUGAGUGGUCCACAUUCUGCCACCCCCAGACCCCAUCCAGCCUGGGGCGGGGCUGGGGUCGGGCCCUGUGUCCCACUGUGUCUCAUCCGUCUGUCCCUGAGCCAAGCUCUCCUGGGCCAGGGUCUCCUCAGAAGGUGUCUGAGAGCAGAAUGAAUAAUUGAAGUUUGGAACGCAGCACGCUGAGUGCCCAGGAAAUGCCACUGUGUCCCCGCGGGCAGUGACAUGAGUGGGGAGGAGACUCAGGCUCACAUUGCCCACACCUGCCUCUGAACUGCUGCUGGUCAUCCCCACCCCCGGGUGCCUGUGACUGGGGUCCUGAGGCUGGGGCUCUUGUGCCAGGAGUGAGUGGGACGCAGAGACCCUCGUGCCAAAUCCUGGGCAUCCCCAGCCCCCCGGCCCCUCCACAUCCCCUGUGUAUUCAGGACUCCAUCUGCUGAACUCUGACCUGUCCCCACUCCGCCAUCAGCCCCUGCUGCCCCUCGGCCAGAGAACCCAGGAUCCAGGGAGACCCUGGGCGAGUGAGGUCAUCCUGGGGCCAUGGAAGCUGGCAGGAGACACUGGUCUCAGAGGAGGGAGAGAGACGCAGAUUUCAGAUAUAAGAAGCUGGAUCCACAUUGCAUAAGCAGAUCCAGCUGCCAGAUGUGUGGGCAGCUGCAGGGAGCGGCCCGGGGUGCUGGGCCCAGCUGUGGUUGUUCUUUCCUGGGUCGGGAGCGACUGCGGAGUGGCUGGGACGCUCCUGCUGGGAGACCCUCCUGCUGGGGGUGACUGCUUGCCUGGGGGAAGACCCCUUUCCCUUUCUUCUUCUUCUUUAUAUAUAUUUUUUUGAGGCUCAAAAAAAAAAAAAAAUCCAAAUAAAGCACCAUAUUCCCACCACGCCAAAUUAACCUGGACAACAAUGUUGGCGUAUUUGCGUCCACUGUUGUUUUUAUUAAUUAAGGUAAAAUUUACGUAUGGUGAGAUGCAUGCUCUUCAGCGGGGACCCCAGCCCCUAGAAGGUCCCUCCAGCCCUUCCUGUUGGUGUCCCUUCCCCAUUUGUGGCUCUGACUUAAGCACGGUGGAUUGACCUCUCUGGCUCAUGACCUUCAAGGAGUCAGAAUGCUGCAGUUGGAGCCUUUGAUGUCUGGUUUCUUGAUCAUAUGACUUAGAGCUUCAUCCGUGCUGUUGUGUGUGUCUGUAGCUCAUUGCUAUUUGUUCCUUCAUUUUUAACUGUGAGCAGUGUUCUUCUGUCUGAAUAAACUAAGACACAGUUUGUCCAUCA
This is a messenger RNA of Chlorocebus sabaeus (green monkey), 4710 nucleotides long. It is a transcript of the gene CHRNA4, whose product is annotated as cholinergic receptor nicotinic alpha 4 subunit. NCBI's taxonomy places the organism in Eukaryota, Metazoa, Chordata, Mammalia, Primates, Cercopithecidae. Gene Ontology annotation, molecular function: transmembrane signaling receptor activity; acetylcholine-gated monoatomic cation-selective channel activity. Gene Ontology annotation, cellular component: postsynaptic membrane. Gene Ontology annotation, biological process: monoatomic ion transmembrane transport. The record is from RefSeq and is a predicted model, not a curated record.